Talaromyces rugulosus is the source of this 2622-nucleotide messenger RNA. RefSeq lists its product as uncharacterized. The record is from RefSeq and is a predicted model, not a curated record. NCBI's taxonomy places the organism in Eukaryota, Fungi, Ascomycota, Eurotiomycetes, Eurotiales, Trichocomaceae. The transcript is spliced from 2 exons. Bases 1 to 2622 code for a protein of 873 amino acids.
AUGCCCUCCAUUUUCAGCAGGAAGAGCCGGUCCCAGGCCCACGACGGUCACGGUCAGUCAGCCGAGCCAGGUAACAGCCCGCUCCAGCAACACCACCACCAACAACACCAACAACAACAACAAUUCCUCCAUCAACAACAGCAGCAACAGCAACUCCAGACCCCCCACGAAUACCGCACCGCUCGGCGCCCCUCGCUGCCCAUCCACACCCAUCUGCAGACCACCCACCCCGGGCUGUCCACCGACAACCUCAACUCGCCCGCCGUCGACCUGCCCUACGACGACAUCCCACCCGACCUGCUACAGCGCCACCCAGCUCAUCGCGCCCCCUCGACUCAGCCAGGCGCUGCUACUGCUGGUGCUGCUGCUGCUGGUGCCGGAGAUCGCCCGACCAUUAGCUUAGUCGGCCCCGCCAGACGAGACCAACAACACGAGGCCGCCCUCUACAGUCACGACAAUUCCACCUCCGACCACCUCGACAAGAGCUCGGUCGAACAGCCCUGGCCCAGCCCCUCGCACGAUCUGCCUGCAAAGUCGUCGGCCAAGCUGCAGAAGAGAAAGGGCUUCUUCAGCCGUCACCAGUCGUCCGCGUCCACCAGCCAGGGGAAUCCGCCCAAGCAAGAAUCCUCACUGGGCCGGUCGGUCUCGUUCAAGAACAAGUUUGCGAACAGCAGCAGUAACAAUAGUAUCCAGCAGACAGUCUUGGAGCAACAGCCCGAGGAGCAUGCGCUAGGCCGUCUGCAGACCACACCACAGCAGUCGACCAGCGCCGACUACGCCCAAAACAUAACAUCAACAACGCCCACCGGCGACCCCCCAAGCAGCCCGACUGCAUUCGCGCCGACUACGCCCCAGACUCCGCUGGACCAGCAGCGUCUCAACGACCACAGCUACCACUCGCUACAGCACCAGCAUCACCACCGCUCCGGUAGCGCCGACUCGUUCCCAAGCCAGGUAAGCUUCCAUAUACCUUCUUUCCGCGAGACGAACACCCAACCCCCGUCUCCUCUGUCACGUCCCUCGUCACGCCCCGUUGCGUCGGACCCAUGGCCGCAGCCGCACUCAUUGUCCAGAUCGGAGCAACUUGGUUUCCAGCCACGGCCUGUUUCGCAGCAAUCCUCGUCGCAGCAAUCCCUUGUCCCUCACGUCCACAGUUCUGAUCUCCUCAUUCCACAGGCUUCCUCCCGUCGCCCUUCUGCCCAGCACACGCUGGUCAGUGAUAUGGCCGCCAUUGACCGUACUGGUGGCGGCGCCAGGCAGCCCGACUCCCAGUCCCAGUUACCUACGCGCAAGGACUCUCUCGCCGCGCAGGGUGGCCAGUCGCCAUAUCCCCCCGUCACCCAGGGAUCGUCGUUCAAAGGCAAUAUCUCGCAGCAGAAUCUAGCCGAUGUGACCGGGCGAGACACGCCGCCAGCCGUGCCGUCUUCCAAGUUGCAAGACGAUCUCGAUGGCCAGGAUAUCGCAGUCUUGAUUCAGAAACAUGAAGAACUCCAGGCAAAAUAUGUCAAAGUAAAACGGUACUAUUUUGAAAAAGAAGCCCAGGUCACUCAGCUCCAAAACACAGUGGCGCACCAGCGCAUGGCCGUGUCUCGUACGGUGCUGGAUGACAACGAGUACUCGGCCCGUUUCAGCCGUCUAGAUGGAGCUAUUAAAGAACUGUCCUUUUCGAUCCGCAAAGACUGGAAGACCGUCCCGGACUGGCUGCACCCGUCGGUGAACGAAGACGCAGUGACUGUGGGCACAAAAGAGAUGACGGGCGUUGGACGCGCCGUGAUUUCUCGCUGGAUUGCCGAGGAGAUUUUCGAACGCCAUUUCCACCCCGGUCUAGAGCGCACUUUGAGCGAACGUCUCAAGACGAUUGAGUGGAAUUUGCGCCGUCAGCAGCCUCAGGCGUUCAGUGAGGAAGACAAGGAAAACCAGCUCGCCCGCAUUUCCAACUGGCGACGCACGACUUUGGAUGGGCUGUCGGAUAUCAUACAAUCCAAAUCUGCGCUGGAGAACCAGGGUCAUUUGGCCGACUACCUGGUGGAAAGACUGCUGGCCACGUUGCAGUGUGAUCUCAAGGACCCGCCUCCCCCGGAACUGCCGCACGGCGUCCGCACUAUCGUGGAAAACGCCAUCAACAUCAUCGAGAAGAUCCCCCAGGAAGCUCGAGACAUCGUGGUCGACUACAUCGUGCCGGGCACGCCGCUCUCGGAUGUCAACAUGAAAGUCGAAACCGGCCUUCCACCGUUGACCCGCCCCCUGGGCAAAGAGCACAGCCCAUCAACCGAGCGGGGCCAUGACAGCACAGAUGAUAUGGACCUUGACAAGGAAUCAUCCAACUCACCACAAGGAGGAGACCACAAAACAUCGCCUCCUCAUUUCCCGCAAAACCGCGAGCAGCGCAAGAAAUACCCGUUUGGCAGUCUGAUGAGCAAGAAAUCCGCGACCCCGACGCCGCCUUCGUCGUCUGAUACCCGUCCUGUGAGCAACACGGACGCUACCAAGGAUCGCGACGAGCAGUCACCAUCUGAAAAGCGGUCUCGCGUGCGGUUCGCCACGUUUGUGGCUGUUGAAGUGCGAGGCCGCGGGCCUAAUAAUGUGCUCAUGCCGGCGCCGGUAUUUACUCUGGAGUCUUGA